AUGUUAGUUCUAGACGGAGCUCUGGAAGAAGAGAGAGCUCCAUCACCACUUCGAAGCAAAGAUGGAGAAGAAAUGUUCAAGGUACCUUUGUUCGCCAAUCUCUCAGCGCAGCAGCGGAUCAUCUUCUCAGCCAGCAGCAACAAUUCAGCCAGGCGCUGCAGCGAGGCAGCGAGAGUUCUCCUCGGGAAUGCAAGUCCUUCACAGCUGCAGGAGGCGAGUAGCUUUGGUGAGAAUCAAAACUUCAAAGCUCCUGGCUCGGUACCUUUCAAAUGGGAAGAACAACCCGGUAAGCCGAAGUCGCCGUCUUCGCUGAGCUACUCGAGCUCUCCCGGGAGCUCUCCACUGUCGUUUCUCCAGCCACCUCCUUGCCUUUCGAUCGGAAGAACUCAGCAGCAGCAAGGACUGUCUCCUCGGCUCGCGGAGAGGAUCAAAAACAUCCUCCAGCUGCGUCUAGCUUCACCACUUCGAUCGCCAAUCUCACUCUCCAAGGACUCAAACUCCGCCGGAGAGAUGAGAUCUUCUCCAGUGAGUAUACUCGAUGCCAGCGUCUUUGGAGCCAGUCCAGAGUCGUAUAGCUCGUCGUCACCGAGUAAAAGGUGUUCGUCGUCCUCAGCAGCGUCCUCGAGGGCUAACUUCCUGGAGCAUCACGCCGUGGAGUCUCCGCUGAGCAGUGGAAGAUUUAAGAAGCAGCUGAGUCUAGAGAUCUGGGACCGGUCUUUGAGAGAGUCGUCCUCGUCGUCCACGGGCUGUGGUUUCUUCAAGAACAUGCUGGGAUGCUGGAAGCUGCAGCACAAGCUCGUCGACCAUGACACUUGUCGUGGUUCUUCGCUGGAGAAUUAUCGCGAGCAGCACCACCAAGAUUUCUCCAGCAGUGAUCAUGUCUUAGGAGGCGAGUUUGAGAGCUUCAAGGAGAGAUCAUACGACGACGACGUCGACUGCGGCGGCGGGAGCUCCGAGUUUGAUCACCAAAGCCGGUGUUUCUACGACGAAGUCGAAGCUCUAGAGAUGGCUGAGGCCGAGAUGAAGCAACCGGCCGACGAAGUUCAUGCUGUCGACGAUGGAAAGUUUGCGACGUUUCCAGUCUCGGCGGCCUUCGUCUUCUCCAAGCCAGCGUUGAAAAAGAGUGGCGUGGUGGCCGAUCGGAAGUUGUCCAAGAGAGUGAGGUUUCUCAUCGAGGACUACUCGAGCGACGAUAACAACGAGCCGCGAGAGAAGAGCGCCAAGAACAAGGCUGACGAUAUGUUUGACGACGCAAUCUCCACCGAGGACGAAGGCUUCCAGCGGCCUGUACGAUCAGUCAUAAGGAGGAGGAAGAAGAAGAACUUGAAUUCGAGUACCUCCAAGUUUCUACACUCUCCUCAGAGUCUAGAAGAGAUCUCGAUAUCUCCAGGAGCUCAAGCGACGUUGGCCAGGUAUGGAUCGUUCGAGAAAGCCUCGAGGGAGACUUUCCAUGCCAUCGCCACCUUCGACUUAGAUGCUGUGGACUCGUCACCUGAUCUUCAACCCAUGAAAGAUGUAGCUCAAAGGCCACCUCCCGGUGGUGUUCUUCGAUUCACAGGAUAAACAUUCGCUACAAGUAAAUCAU
This is a messenger RNA of Selaginella moellendorffii, 1585 nucleotides long. RefSeq lists its product as uncharacterized. The coding region runs from base 1 to 1563 and encodes 520 amino acids. NCBI's taxonomy places the organism in Eukaryota, Viridiplantae, Streptophyta, Lycopodiopsida, Selaginellales, Selaginellaceae. The record is from RefSeq and is a predicted model, not a curated record. The transcript has a single exon.